Messenger RNA from Raphanus sativus (radish), 816 nucleotides. RefSeq lists its product as uncharacterized. Bases 1 to 816 code for a protein of 271 amino acids. Lineage: Eukaryota; Viridiplantae; Streptophyta; Magnoliopsida; Brassicales; Brassicaceae. The transcript has 3 exons. Gene Ontology annotation, molecular function: zinc ion binding. The record is from RefSeq and is a predicted model, not a curated record.
AUGCUGGAAGAGGCCAAUCCAGGUACCCAUUCCUCUUACGAGACUGACGUCAAUGGAAGAUUUAAAUAUCUAUUUAUAGCAUUUGGUCAAUCAAUUAGAGGCUUCACCAAUGUUAUGAGACGUGUCAUUGUUAUAGAUGGAACAUUCUUGAAGAGUAAAUUUAAAGGGGUGCUACUGGUUGCAACUGCUUUAGAUGGAAAUUCAAAUUUGUAUCCUAUUGCAUUCGGGAUAGUAGACUCUGAGAAUCAUCAGUCUUGGGAAUGGUUUAUGAGACAAUUAAAAGUGGUUGUUGCUGAUGGUAAUGGAUUGGCUUUUAUUUCGGAUAGACAAGGGUCUAUAGCGAAGGCAGUUGAGAACGUAGGAAAGGGAUUAGCUGGGUUUGUUUCUAAGGCUUCGAAGGCUUAUAGAGUUGCUGAUUUUAAGAGAAUAUUUGGUCAUGUCUGCAAUAUCAGUCCAGCAAUAGGAACCUAUCUAAUGGAAGCAGAUGUGAAAAAAUGGGCUAGAUGUCAAUUUAUUGGAUUCAGGCGUAAGAAAAAGAUUUCAAAACAUAAGCAUCCUUUGACCAUAGAUGUAGAGGAAAAGAUUGAAAGGAGAAUCGAGAAGGGAAAAACUUUCGUAGUUUACCCUAUAACAGAUAGUCAGAUGCUUGUGAAAGGCGAUAUAAUUGAUUGCUUUGUUGAUUUGGAUAACCGGACUUGUUCUUGUGGGAAGUUCAACCUCUUGAAGAUUCCUUGUAGACACGCAAUAAAAGCCGGUUAUUCUGUUGGCAGAGAAGCACACACUUUGACUGAUUUUAUGUACACAACGGGAGCUUAG